CUUAAGGCUAGAUAAAAUCGACCAGACAUUGUUUAAAAACAAACUAAUAAAACGUCAUAGCCAGCGUUAGUAAAGCGGUCAGGGCAAUCUUUCUGCCUCCACAUAAGCCCCGCCCACAAAAAACGUCACAAUGUUUACUAUUUUAAAAAAGGGUCUAAUAAACAGCGUUGUAACUCUACAGCUGUCAGUCUGCUGGUUUAUACAGACAUUAAAUAAAGGCAUUUGAGGGUGUACUGAGAUGCAGCAUGAGAGGAAAAGAGGGGAAAGGAGAAGUUUGAGCUGUAACCCAGAGAACAAGUUUAAUACACCGGAGGAUUCCUUUCACUACACAACCAAACUCUACAACUCAACACAAUGGCUCUUAGAAGCGGAAGAAGCUGCAAAGAGAAGGUUCCUUACAGGGAUUUUAGUGCAGUGCCAGAGUCAGGAAGUCCUGCACAACGUCCAGAAAGUGCUACAGGUGACUAUGGGGAAAGAUUUCACCUAUGCCAGGAGUCGCGUUAAAGCCAGCGACACCGUUGGCCACUUUAAAACCUUAAUUCCAGAUGUGCGUUUACUCGGAAAGGAGAUGCUAGACACCUGGGAAUGGUUUAAGAACAGCACGGAUGUGACGAAAACCAAUUAUUUAUUUGGACUCUUGGCUUUUUGUGAUGCUGAGAUGUUGCACAUGUUGGGGAACCUGGCAUGUAUGCUGAUCGAGAAGCACAACCUACACCUUCUGCAAUGUAAAACAGUUUUGCCAAGCACUGAAAAGGACAGCAGUUCUGUGACUGAAUCAAAUGAAUCCUUCAGAACUAGUCAUGAUCUGGACCUUCUUGCCCGAGCUAGCUCAGUCCCUCAUGAAACCCGAGAUAAUACUGAAUCAGACCUUCUGGACACCAAAGGAUCUGGGUGGAGUGUUGUGGAGGAAAUAGAUUGGAAUGAUGUAAAAGAUCCGGCACUCAUGGUGGUGCCUAUAUCUUCCAGAUACAUGUCAGGAAUUUGCAAACAGCGAGACUUUAUUCGAGCACUUCCAGUCGGCCUCGCCAAGAGGAUUUUAGGCCUGUUGGAUAAAGAUACACUACAGAAGUGUAAACAAGUCUCCCAGCAUUGGCGGUACCUAACCGAGGAGACCAUUGCAGAGCAGAGCGUAAAAAAGAUGGUGGAGGAGCAGGCCAUGAUUUUGCAGGGAAUUCCUUCUGUAGUCAACCCUGCCUAUGCAAGGAUCCGCAAGGUCCUAGUGCCCUUCAGAUUAGGGGAGGUGUUCAUGCAGCCUAAGAAGAGUUUUCAAAAAUCUAAGGACAUCAGGGGCUUUGAAGCAGUCUAUACAAAGAUUAAAACCAAGGUUGUGGAGAUGGAAGAAAGGAACGUGUACUGUGGAGUCUAUAACAGUUUAAUCAUGCUGGACAGAGAAGACCACAGCAGAGUGAUCCAUUAUGAUGGAGGCAGUAAGGUGGUACUGGGAUCUAGGGACCGACUUGUGCGUCUUCUUGACAUGGUGCUGCUGAAGGAGGUUCCCCCGCGGAUGUAUGGCCAUGCAGGAAGUGUGAGAGCAGUGUUGGUGUGUGAGGAAAGAGAGUUGGUGAUCAGCGCCAGCUAUGAUCUCAGCAUCCGAUGCUGGAACAUGAAGACUGGUACAUGCAUGAUGCUAUUCUCUGGACACAUGGGCACCAUCACCUGCCUGGACCUGAACAGGAACUAUCUGGUCUCUGGAGCCAGAGACUGCAAAGUCAAAGUGUGGAACCUGCAGACUGGUCAGUGCUGUGACAGGAUGAGGUUUUGUCACCGAAAGCCUGUAGUGUGUGUGAAGACCGACUCGACUCUGGUGCUCAGCGGCUGUGAGGAAGGACUGAUCAAGAUGUGGGACAUGGAGACAGCAAAUCUUUUAAAGGUUACCCAGAGUCACCAGGGCUCUGUAAGGUGUCUGUUCCUUGACCAGUUUCACAUCUUGUCCGGAGGAUCAGACAGUAAGGUGCUGGCCUGGAGCACGGACCGUCAAUUCAAAAAGUGUCUUAUGACCUUCCAGCAUCCACGGGAAGUGGUAACGGUGUCUUCCCUCUUCUUGCGAGUUAUCACUGGCUGUGUGGACGGAAGGAUCCGGAUCUUUAACUUGCUCAGCGGAGACUGUUUGAGAGUCAUCAAAAUCGGCACAGAUGAAAGCCCUAUACGUUCUUUGCACACACAUCAUAAUACUAUUGUGGUGAACAGCAGCAGUCGGGUUUUGUCUCUGCAGUUUUCCGAGCAGCAGUGGGAUUACAGCGCGCCGCCGGAGCGGAUAAUGGAUCACACACUUCCUCAGCAUAAGAUCCCUGCUGCUUUACCAAGCUCAACUAAACCAAAGAAAAAUGAAAGGAGAUCCAGAACACUGUCUCUCUCCCAACGGAUGAGGAACCUCUCAGCUCCCAGCAUGCAUCACUUACAUGAAAAGCACUACCUGGCCCAGAGAUGUUUAAUGACCCCGAGUGAGAGAGCUGUGCGAGAGCGUUUGAGGAAGAAAAGCCCUCAUCAGUCUAUCACCCCCACCCAGGUUUUCCUAAAGGUCCGUCCGAGACGUCAGCCUGAGUUCAAAGGAUCUCCUUCUUCAGCUCAGAAAGCAUCAAAACGGUCACAUUCUGCCUCCAAACCCUCCUCAUUUGAAGGCAUGCUAAAAAUAUACACACCCCUGAAAACCGACAUGCAUCCCAGCAUCCCAUCUCCAGCAUUACUCCAGACUUUGCCUAAAUCUGCAUCCACACACCCCCAUACGGCCUGUGCCACCACCACCACUACCCAAGAACCUAGAAUUUCCUUCAUUAAGGGUGAAUCGAAGCAUCCAAGCCACCAUGUUGAUUUUGAGACUCCUGCGAGAUCUAGGCAAAUCCAUUGUCCACUGGAUCCAUUCCGAGAGAGCGGAGGUUUUCAGCUCAGGACAGACACCCAGCUGGAGGAAUACAAUCAGGCGCAGAUGCAGGCUAAUUUGUACACACUGCCAAAGGAAGGGAAGAAGAGGCAGUGCAGGGCAUCCUGGAGACUGAAAGUGAAAGUUGCUCCUGUUAAAGAUGCGUAACUGUGUGAGAUGCGUAACUUAUCUAAUAAGAUAAGGUGGUAUCAAAAAGGUUUGAGACUAGCGUGCCACAGAUUGCCGAUUGUCCUCCCUCGUUGGCCUUAAAACCUGGCAGUAGAACCCGGUAUUAACAGUCUGGCUCUUGCGGACAAAUUCUCGAUGCACAAUGCUGCGGAUGUCAAAAAAGACGAUGAGCAUGCACAUGGUGGAGCUGCAGACCUGCCUCGCCUUUUUUGGUUGUGAAGAUGAUUGGCUCUUUCACUGCGAAGACUGUUGCUUCGUCUCAGGGUCAACCUGUACGCCCAAGUUUCAUCAGCGGUAAUGAUCCUCGACUUGAAAACCCGGUCAUCCACUGCACGCUGACGGAGUUCUUGGCAUACAUUAAAGCGGUGUUCCUUCUGCUCCUGGGGACGAACUUGGAAUCAACACGAUGCAUGUUGAAAUCACUCGUGCGGAUCGCCUGGACUGUUCCAUAUGACACACUGGGGGUUGAGCUCAUUCUUCCUGAUCGUCUUCCAGUGAUGUGCUAACGCUCUUGAAGCGUGCAUGCCAUUCAACACACCUUGAACGACUGGUUGCAGCAUUGCUGUAAACUUGCAGUAUCAUGUCGAACGUCUCUGUGGCAGAUAUGCCCAGUUUCACACUGAAUUUCACGUUUGCUUUGUGUUCUAACUCGCUGUCCAUGAUGAAAUCUCAGACAUGGUAGCACCAGUUGCACAGCUCCCGAUGUACAUAGGACGAUGUCUUUCGACACACUGACUUAUUAAGUUCGGUGUUCCCUGAGACUGUGUGUGCAGCCUUGUGCUGCCAUCUAUUGGCAUGCUAUAGAACUAGUCUCCAAUUUUUUUUAUACCACCUCAUAUAACCAACUCCAGCAUAUUGGUAUAACACAAUACAAUGGUGAUUCCCAAGGCAAUGUACAGUAAUCCGCCGCUUUACGGGCGGUUCGAAUCUCACGCCCCCAGUUUUAUCGUCGAAUUGCAUUUGCCAUAUGAUUUGUUCUGCUGAUUUUCUUGCGGAUAACAUGAUAGACCAAAAAACUUAGAGGGAAUAGUUUUUAUGGAGUUUUAUGUUGAAAUAAUGACAUUUAUUAAUAAAAAUCAAAUGACUAUAUACUUGCAAAUGAUUUCUAUGUGUGUUUAAACUGUGUGGGAGGAUGAUUUAUGACAUUUUUGGGGUGGCGUCCGUUUAUCGUGGUUUUUCGGUUAACGCAAGCAGUUUUGGAACGAAACCACCGCAAUAAACGGGGGAUUACUUUACUCUAAAUUAGUGGUCACCAACCUAUUCGAAACUGAGAGCUAAUUCAAGGGUACUGAGAAAUAUGAAGGGCUACUUGUUUGGUACAAACUUCCUGAAUAAGAUAAAGUGGCACAGUUCACCUUUAAUAAUAAUAAUAGUAAUAUUCGUGUACAUGAAGUGACUGUCUGAUGUUAAUGUGAAUAAUUCCUCACAAUAAUUGAUUUACCAUGGUAGAAAAAACACAUAUUUAAACAUGCAACAUUAUUUCU
Messenger RNA from Silurus meridionalis, 4530 nucleotides. It is a transcript of the gene fbxw10, whose product is annotated as F-box and WD repeat domain containing 10. The transcript has 14 exons. Lineage: Eukaryota; Metazoa; Chordata; Actinopteri; Siluriformes; Siluridae. The record is from RefSeq and is a predicted model, not a curated record. Gene Ontology annotation, molecular function: protein binding. Bases 239 to 3025 code for a protein of 928 amino acids.